Branchiostoma belcheri (Belcher's lancelet) is the source of this 2913-nucleotide messenger RNA. Its product is annotated as RAD51-associated protein 1-like. Gene Ontology annotation, biological process: double-strand break repair via homologous recombination; interstrand cross-link repair. Lineage: Eukaryota; Metazoa; Chordata; Leptocardii; Amphioxiformes; Branchiostomatidae. The coding region runs from base 125 to 1225 and encodes 366 amino acids. The record is from RefSeq and is a predicted model, not a curated record. The transcript has 8 exons. Gene Ontology annotation, molecular function: single-stranded DNA binding; double-stranded DNA binding.
CAACACAGGUCAUCUGGCUCAGUUGUACUGGGAAGGUUGGCUUGGGUGCCAUAGUUGUUUUGAUGUUCAAACUUUCACGUUUAUGCCUGUUUUGAGGCGUUGAACUGAAGGUUUUGCUUCUAUAAUGGCAGAAUCAAGGCGUUCGGGAAGGGCUCACAAGAAGGUGGACUACAGUAGAUUCGGAGGCAAUGAAGAAAACGACAGUGAAGAUGACUUUGCAGACUUCAACCCACCUGCCAAAAAGAAGAAAAUCACAGGGGAGCAGAAAGAGACAAAGAAGAAGGAAUCGACAAAGAAAACAUCUUCCAGCAAAACAUCUGAGAAGACAAAGAAGGAACAGAGACUGUCCCUUGAGGAGAAGCUGUACCAAAGGGACCUGGAGCUGGCUCUACAGCUGUCCAAACAAGACACCCCUUCCUCCAGCCAACCAGAGACCAGCAGCACUAGCCAAUCAGAACUGGAACAGGCAGCUACCAAAGGCAAGUUGUACAGUACAGAAGACUCCAGUGACAUAGCCAGCAUCCCCACACCCACUCCCAGCACAGACUCGGCUGAGAGACCAGUGGAGACACAGUCAGCAGACAGUGAUCUGGAGGAACCCAGCACCAGGAAGAAGAGACAGUCCAGGGUGAAGACACAGCCAAGAUCAACAAAUAAAGAAAAUGGAGGGAGAGACGAGGAAUCCAGGGUAGAAGAUAUUGAUGAUGAGGAAGAGGGCCAGGAAGUGUCAUCAGAAGAUGAAGACAGUGACUUUGACCCUGAUGAAGAUGACAGCGACUAUGAAACGUCCAGGAAACGGACACAGAGUCGGCGGGGCAGAGGCAGGGGGAGGGGAGGGGCAACGGAGAAGAGACCACGACCAAAACCCAGAUUGUCUGCAACAGUCACACCCAUCAAGACCUUCAGUGGGAAGAGUGCGUCCCCCCGCCCCAGGGGGAAGGGGCUGGGGCGGGCCAUCGUGGGUCUGAGCGCCGCGCUGUCGUACAACUCGGACGGCUCAUCAGGCCGGGACUCACCGGACGUGUCUCACAUGCUCCCCGCACGGAGCAGCAGCGGGGAACUCAUCAUCAGGAAACCAAAAUGGUGUCCGCCAGGUCCAGCAGGUACCAGUAAGUCAGGAGGAGGGGGGAUCAGCAAGUCUCCAGCCCAGAUCAGAGUAGGACUUUCCAAGAACCAGAAAAUAAAACCGCUGCACCCUGUCAGACCAGCUUCUAAUGGAGACUAGCAGACCUGACUCUCUCUCAUGCCACAACAGCUUCCUUCACAGCAUCUCUACCUCCGGCUUUGGGAUAUUCUAUUUGGAAAAGCCAAUAAGGAAUCAAGAUUAAAUGUUCCUUACACCAUACUUGUUAGUUACCAUUAUUUUAGUUAAAUGGACAUUCUGUGGCUGCUGUGAAUACCUUUAGAUAAAGUGUCAUACUUUUCAAUUGUGGACAUGUAGCCUGUACAAGACUUUGUGCUGUUGUGACAUUAAGAACAUUGCAUGUUUCAAACCUGUGACCUUUCUGUGAAAUGGUACAUUCCAACACAAUGCUUUCAUAUUCAGAAAUAGGCUAGAAAUACAUGUAGGCACCAUGUGAAAGGCAUUGCUUUACCUACAUUGUAACAUUUGACAAACUUUGGCCCCAAAGAAUUUUGUGAUGCUUUGUUACAGCAUUAUUUCUCAUAUUUUAAUAUUUGCCUGUUUUAGAAAACAUUUCAUAAAUUGGUGUGAUAAACAUUUAGCUGUUCCAGACAAGCAUGUUUGAAAAGGUCAGAUGGUCAUUAUAAUUUGAGCAUCUGCAAUGAAUACAAUGGAAUACUAGUAGAUUCUUUGUAUCAAAAAAGAAGACCACUUAUAGAGCUAAUGUUAAAAGUGUUUGUUUUCAUCACUGACUUUAUCUAUUCAGAGUUUAGUUGACAGAAUUUACUACAAAAUAUGCAUGUACUUCUUUUCCAAUUGGAUAUAAUGAAUAAGAAUUUAGGAAAGCACAGAUAUUGUACAUGUAUGUGGUCACCAUUUCAAUUCCCUUUGGCAAAAACAUUACUAGAUAUAUCCUCACAUGUAUAUAGACUAUAUUAGUCAAUAUGUCAAAGAUUCUGUUGAAAUGUUUUAUACAACAAUUUUUAUACUGAUGGUGGCAGUUCCAUAAAUUGAACCAUUUUCUUUAUUCAUCAUUUGUGAUAGUUAUCCUCAGUGUAGUGCCAAAUAACUGUCAGUAAAUUAGCAGUAGGCCCGUCUCAUGUUGGAGAAUACUGGUAGUAAAAAUCCAAUCUGUAUAGUGUUUCUACAUUUCCAGUCAUGUAAGAUGGAAAUGAUGCUUUACUCAAUUUGCAGUUUGAUACACACAACUUCUACCUGUAAAAUGCACAUGUCGUUCUGCCAAAGAGAUGUUUGAAUCUGCACAAUCUAAUAAGAGCCAGUUAUAGUUUGGGCCAUACUAUAGUAGUGUAUAUACACAAUACAACAGAGACAUUUUAAAUUAUGUAGAGUAUAUAAGAUUAGUACACUUCUUCAGUAAGUUCUUGCACCGUAAAAAUAACCUCUAGUGUAUUGUUUUAUUGCAUGGAAGACAAGACACACAUGUAUACAUGGACACAAGAAGGUGGUAUUUCUAUUCAAGGUUUAAUGUUUUUUCCUUGACUACUAUUUUUUUCUUGUGGCCGCAUUUAUUUCAGGUGUGGCAGUGCCGAUUAUUUUUAUACAUAGAUGCUGUAUUGUUGUUAGAAUUAUAUUGACAAUAAAGCAUUAUACAUCCAUGGUCAUGUCUGCUAAUUGCUACUUUAAUGUCUGUACUCAUUUUGACUAGAGGAUGAAGGUCAUACCUGUAAAAAAAUUGGCUGCUUUUGAGUAUAUUUCUGAGUACCAAAUAAGGUAAAGUUAGCUAAGGCCACACCAAUUUAAUUUCUUGGUUAACGGAUUUGCCCGCUUCA